AUGAUAGAGGAUAUGCAUGAGGGCAAACGGGUUAAGGGAUUUUCAAAGGACGAGGCUGCAAGGAUAUCGAAGCUGCUGAAAAAGAAGCUUGGGCCCGAGUUCAUAAGCUACCGCCCUGGUUUCAACUCUGCAAAGGUGGCAUAUAUCGAGGGGUGGACAGCAAUCAGUCUUGCAAACAGGAUAUUUGGAUUCAAUGGGUGGUCGUCUGAAAUAAGAAGCACCACUGUGGACUGCGAGACAGUGGAGGAUGCAAGGGUGUCUCUUGGCGUUUCUUGUGUGGUGAGAAUCACACUGAAAGACGGUUCGUGCAGAGAGGAUGUAGGGUUUGGAAGCUCCGAGGGGCAGAGGAGCAGGGUGGUUGCAUAUGAAAAAGCAAAGAAAGAGGCAGCAACUGAUGCACUGAAACGAGCAAUGAGGCAGUUCGGUAACUCACUAGGAAACUGCUGCUAUGACAAGGCAUACAUCAAAGAAGUGCAACGUGUAAACAAGAUCAAUGAAAAGGCAUUGGACUCGAACGAUUUAUUCAGAAACAACAGCAUUCAAGCAGCAUCUCAAGAACGCGAUAACACCAAGGACGACUCGCUUGACAUAGACUAUGAUCUAAGCGAGCAUUUGUGA
Molecule: messenger RNA, 618 nt
Organism: Ordospora pajunii
Lineage: Eukaryota; Fungi; Microsporidia; Ordosporidae
Product: Rad52/22 family double-strand break repair protein
Exons: 1
Coding region: 1-618 (205 amino acids)
Biological process (GO): double-strand break repair via single-strand annealing; double-strand break repair via homologous recombination; mitotic recombination
Cellular component (GO): nucleus
Source: RefSeq, a predicted model, not a curated record